Molecule: messenger RNA, 798 nt
Organism: Aspergillus affinis
Lineage: Eukaryota; Fungi; Ascomycota; Eurotiomycetes; Eurotiales; Aspergillaceae
Exons: 2
Coding region: 1-798 (265 amino acids)
Source: RefSeq, a predicted model, not a curated record
AUGAACCUCGCCCUCAGCGUAGGGUUUCUGCAUCUAUUCUAUGCCUUGGCGUAUGUCUUCAUCCCCGACGACUGUGAAGCAAUAACCGAUUCCAGCGUGACCCCAGAUAACUUGAACAUAGUCAUCCGAAGCACCCAGGAGAAUGUCACCUUCGAUCUGACCCUCCACGCCACUUCCCGCGCACUCUACUACGGCGGCGGCGGCGCAUAUGCGUAUCUCAACGACCCUACAUAUAACUGGGCACUCCCCGCGUGCGAAACCUCAGGAAACAUUUCCCUCCCUCGGUCAUCCUCCAGCGGAGCGCUCGAAACAAUCAGCAUUAACUCCUCCGCCUCAUUCACCUGGUACGACCGCAUGUGGGGCGCCCCGGCCCUCCUAAACAAGAACUCAACUUACUUCAACCUCUUCUUCGACAACAGUGAGCUGUUUCUCAGCACGUAUGCGGUAUCUAGAGUAGACCCGCCACUAAGGUCACUGAGCAGCAACAUCCGCAGACGCAAUGAGAGUGUGCAUGUGUUCGCUCCUCUGGAUAUAUUCACACCCGACGCACACGAGAUCUGGACAUCCCCGCGAACAGGGCAGAUCUACCCUCAAAAAUGGAAACUGGGAAUCGAAUCAAGGGGGAUAUUGGAAAUUCAAAGUGUUUCCGGGGAUCAAGAGACUGUGAGUCCAGGCUGGUACGGGACGACCUAUCUUGGCUUUGUCACGUUUACUGGGGUGUUUGAUGAGCAAGAGGUGACAGGGUUUGGUGCCGUUGAGAUGAGAUAUGUUUUGCCUUUGCCACAGGUUAGCCAGUAG